Messenger RNA from Vollenhovia emeryi, 1925 nucleotides. RefSeq names its product protein shifted (gene shf). The record is from RefSeq and is a predicted model, not a curated record. Lineage: Eukaryota; Metazoa; Arthropoda; Insecta; Hymenoptera; Formicidae. Gene Ontology annotation, biological process: anatomical structure development. The transcript has 6 exons. Bases 252 to 1331 code for a protein of 359 amino acids. Gene Ontology annotation, cellular component: extracellular region; cell surface. Gene Ontology annotation, molecular function: signaling receptor binding.
GCGCGCGCGUCCCGUGAAAUCCUCCGAUUUCACGCGUCGGAUCGCCAACGGCACGCACGCCGCGCGCCGGCACGUUGAACUGCAGGGAGAGGCGGCCCGGGGCCCGGCCGGGAACGCGCUUAACCGCCAGUGCACGCACGGCGAUCUGCCAGGGAAGGGGCGGUCUUUUCCUCACCGGUGUGCGUGCAACACCUGGCGGCGGCGGCGGCGGCGGCGGCAGCGGCGGCAGCGGCACGUCGCGGGCAAUUAUUAUGCGAUCGGCUGCGGCCGCCCUGGCCGCGGCGGCGGCGCUGGCCCUUCUCCUGGACGCGGCACUCGCCCGGCAGCAGCACCGCUCCGGGAACCCCGGCCACAAGCCGUCCGGUGACAUCUCCCUCUGGAUCGACCAGCAACAAAUCAAGAUGUUCAGCGGGCUGGCAAUGGAAAUAUACGCGAUUGCGGAGGGCCAAGUGCUCGCUUAUCUGUUGGAUCCGGAGUUUGAGAGUAAACUGCCGAUCAUACCGAGCGAGGUGUCGCACGUGAACUUCACGUGGAAGUCAGGGGUGAAGAAGUAUUAUUACAACUUUUUUCGUUUAAAGUCGUACGACGAGAGCAUCUUGAAAACGCCAUCCAUCACGAUUAAGACGCAAGGACGGGUGCCCAAGCGACCGAAAGAGUUCAGCAUUCUCUUACCUUGCGCCGGCAAUUCGGGCAUAGCGCAAUUCGGGAUCAGUCUGAUGAUCGAGACCCGCAAGGGGAAACCGCUGAACGGGACGCCCCUCCGUCUCAGUUUGAGAAAAGAAUGCACCGUGCGCGGUGAGUGCGUCAGUCGCGCCCACGAUCACCACCUCUUCACUCGCACAUACAAGCCUAAUCCUGGCCCCUGUCCAGAUGGUUAUCUAGGGCCUCAUUGUAAAAAAGCGCUUUGUUAUCCGAAUUGUAUGAAUGGCGGUAACUGCACAGCGCCAGGCGUGUGCUCGUGCCCGCCAGGAUACCAAGGUCCUUACUGCGAAGGAGGUAUCUGCACGGAUAAGUGCCUGAACGGAGGAAAGUGCGUUCAGAAGGAUGUCUGCGAGUGUCCGAAGGGCUACUUCGGCAUGCAUUGCGAAAUCUCCAAAUGCGUAAUUCCUUGUCUCAACGGAGGCAAGUGCAAGGGCAUCAACAUCUGCAGAUGCUCGAAUGAGUACAAGGGCAAUCACUGUGAGAUCGCAACUACGACGCGCACGGCCCAACGUUCAGCGGUAAUGUGUACCAAGCCGUGUAAACACGGGAGCUGUCAAAAGAACGACACGUGUGUCUGCGAGAGCGGCUGGUACGGAAAGUAUUGUCACAAGAACAAGCCAUGGGCUUAAAAACCAAUGGGACACCUGUUAUCUUCCAUACCGACUCUGAAUCCUCCAGAAAAACCGACGGCCAUUCUAAAAUCACCCGACGGAAUUACGGCAGACUGUGUCCCACGAUAUCAUCCUGAAUCGUACGGAGAAAGUCCACGCGUUCGUAGAGAAGGGACUCUCGCGAUGCUAAAGCGACUCGAGGGUUAAUAGUAUUCUUAUUUUCACUUGGUGCGAGACGACGAGGAGACAAACAUUAAAGCUCUCACAAGAUUUAGAUCCAAAUCUCGAUUGGCGGCGUAUGAUGUAAAAUUCGUAGCUUCUAAUUUACUCUGCCCCAGAUGUGAUAUGUAAAGAGCUGCUUUAUGCCAUUUUACAACAUUAUUAUAUUAUAUUUAGUUAUUAUGAUACUUUUGUAUUGUAGAUGUAACAAUUGUAAAAAUACAAAUAGGAACGAAAUGUAUUUUCCGUAACGGUCUUAGAAAGCAUGCAACUAUGGAAUAAUUCAGCAUUGUAGUAGUGUGCCUGUGAUGGACUCCUCUGCCUAUCUUUUUCUGUGUAUAUCAUAGAUAUAGAAUAUAGAUUAAAUAAACGUUUUAUAAGUUGUGACAAGGA